This is a messenger RNA of Cylindrotheca closterium, 459 nucleotides long. NCBI's taxonomy places the organism in Eukaryota, Bacillariophyta, Bacillariophyceae, Bacillariales, Bacillariaceae. The record is from the annotation of a GenBank genome assembly.
AUGUCGCUCCUUCGCUACGAUCCCUUUACAUCUGCAUUUGAUGAUGGAUUUGACCGCUCACCAUAUUAUCGCAAUGAACAAUCAUUGAUGCCUCGUCGUUCUGGGUGGCAACCAUCUGGAAUGACAUCUCAUGAAAAUGACAAAAACUAUGUCUUCCAGGUCGAUCUCCCAGGAGUCAGCGCGGAUGACUUGGAAAUGAAGCUUGACGAUACUCAUGACGGUCACACGACGCUCCAUUUGAGCGGUGGACGUCAAUUCCAAUCCAAGGAUGGGACCUCGUUUGAAACCAGCUCCUUUGAACGUCAAUUCUCCAUUGGCUCCUCCAAUGUGGACAAGGAAAAGAUUAGAGCUGAUUUGAAGGAUGGAGUGCUGACGAUUACUGUUCCAAAGACGGAGGAGCCAGAGAAGGCUUCGCCAACUUAUAUUCCCAUUACAUCUGGUGCUGCAGCUUCAGAAUAA